UGUUAGCGAAGACGUUUACGUAAAUGAAAACCAAAACGAUCUGUGUAAACGGUGUUUUAUUUAUGUGUAUCUUCUAUCUUGUAUUCAGUAAUUCUGGCUAGCGGCAACUUGCGUGUGUGAAUAGAUAAAUAAAUAGACUUACACAGUAAGAAGAUGCAAUUCUUAUACUUCGUGAUUACGUUCUGAAUUUUUCUUGUAACUAGAUUCAGUCAACAUUAUCCAUAUGUUGCUACUAUUUCUGUGAUCUAAUAUCCAAAUCGAAGCCCCAAACUUAUAUUUUAAACAGCCAGUUGAAAUAAUGGAGUGUGAAGACGAUGACGAACUUAUGUGCGGAACAGGAAAAUCAAAAAGUCAUGAAACUGAGUUGAAUGGAAUCAAUAAAGUGAUAGCAGAGACUGUUGCCAAUAAAAACGAAAAUAACGCAGCACAGGCAAUAUCUACUGAAAAUAAGGACGACAGGGUUCACAUUACAGAAAAGUCACAUUAUUCUCUGAAGACAGAUGAUAGUAAGGUGGGCGAAAUGUGGCCGCAGCCUUCAGAAAUGGUUACAAAUGACAGUCCGCAACAGGUAGAACCAUCUGAGGAGUCGAAUUUGAUGAAAAGUGGGCUGGAUUCAAAGGAUCAAGGAACAACAACUUCUAUUGGCGAGUUUACUCAGUCAAAAAGAGGAAUUUCAGAAGGCCAAGAGGAUGGUGAUAGACUUUCAAAUAAUGAAUCGAAGUACAGUUUGGAUACAGACUCUAGUAAACGUCAAAAAACAGAUGAAAAUAUAAAUGGGUCCCGAGAAGCUAAUUCUAGGAAUGAGGUUCCAACACAAUUUCACAAGCUGAAGUCAAAAGUCAGGAAACGAAACUAUCGUGUCAAACAGAAUGUACAGGAUGAGGCUCACGAUAGUUCGGAUGAUGUACUCACUGGUGAAUCAACUGGUGAAGAGACGGAAGCCAUUGAUGGGGAUGUUGCCCAAAGUGAAUAUGAUCUACCGUCAACUGUGAAUGAAGAGUCAAAUUUGAGUUCACAUCUGGAUAUUGCCGAAGACACCAAUGAUGAAUCGGAAGAAAAUAGUGAAGGGCAGGAGGAUGAUCAUACCGGCGAUGACAACUCCAAUGAAUGGACGUCAGCCAGUGAGUCGAUGAGCUCUAAUGAGCCAGUCCACCCAGUUCUGUCUAAAGAAAAACCAAAACCCCAGUGGUUUAUUGUUCCCGAACUGAUCAACCGGCAACUUGGUUGCAACAGACUGUUCCAGAGCAGAUUCUAUGGCUCGCUUCAUACUGUAGAACGACUAGAACUUAUGUACAAACUAAAGGAACACAAGGGCUGUGUCAAUACGUUAAGUUUUAACCAAAGAGGGAAUUAUUUGGCUAGUGGUUCUGACGAUUUGAUGGUAGUUAUAUGGGAUUGGCCAUUAGGAAAGAAACAUGAAUCGUUUAAAACUGGUCAUACAAGUAAUGUAUUUCAGGCAUCGUGGUUGCCUUUGCCAUCUGAACAUUUGAUGGUAACGUGUGCACGUGAUGGACAUGUCAGAUUAACGGAUCUCCAUAAAUCAUCGGUAGACUAUUCGCGGCGACUUGCAGCUCACCAAGGCCCAGCUACAAAGCUCUCGAUUCAUCCUGAAAUACCACACGUAAUACUUUCUGUUGGUGAAGAUGCCAAAGUAUUCGCAAUUGAUAUACGCCAGAACAAACCUACAACACUCUUGACAGUGAAGGAAGGCCAAUCGCAAGUCGCGUUAUACAGCAUCAAUUCGAAUCCAUUCAAUAGUAACGAAUUUUGCCUAGGUGGACGAGAUCAAUAUGUGCGUUUAUAUGAUAAACGGAAAGUUUCUACACCCUUGUACAAGCUUUGCCCGAAACAUUUGAAAAAUAACAAAAGUCAUGCCCAUGUCACUUCAGUGAAAUACAACUAUAACGGAUCAGAAAUCGUAGCAUCCUAUAAUGAUGAAGAUAUAUACUUGUUUGAUACUCUUUUCCCAUUUUCAAUUGGAGAUUUUGCUCACAGAUAUCAGGGCCAUCGAAAUAAUGCAACGGUAAAAGGAGUGAAUUUCUUUGGGCCGAAAAGUGAAUUUGUUAUCUCAGGUUCUGAUUGUGGUAACAUUUUUAUUUGGGAGAAGAAUACUGAGGCGAUUGUGCAGUGGAUGACUGGAGAUGAGAAUGGCGUGGUGAAUCGGCUAGAACCACAUCCGCACAUUCCAGUUCUAGCUACUAGUGGAUUAGACUAUGAUGUUAAAGUGUGGGUCCCAUCAUGCGAGAAACCACCAGUUAUGAAGGAUUUGGAAACGUGCAUCAAGUAUAACAUGAGGAGCAGAGAGCGAGACAUGUCCAGGGAUCCAGAUGCAUUUGAUGGACAGUUGCUCUGGUUUUUAUGGAGACACGUUAGAGAAAGUGAAGAACCAAGAGUCCGUGCUCGGGGGUCAGGUCGAGGGUCUGGUGAUGCGCAAGACGGUGAAGAUGCUGGUACAUCCAGUGACAAUACGUCAAGUCACAGUAACAGCGCAUCAGAAGACGAGAGUGAUGAGAGGCCGCAGUGUUCUCCGUCUUAAAUUCAAUGCCAUGUUUUCUUCAAUCUUAUAUUCUAGCUGCAUUGCGAUGUGUAUUUACAUUGCAUUGGUAAAAAAUCAUCAAUGGAUUUUAUUUUUUGUGCAUCCAAAGACUGAACCGUUGUUGUAUACAAUGGGUACUAUGAUGUGUAACAAAUAUGGACUGGAUCACAGUUUACGGUUGGUUGGUAUUUUAAGUUGUUCUUUAUUCAUAAGUGUAUUCAAAUAAUAAGUUUAAUAGAAAGUUAGUCUUACCAUGAAUCUAUUUCUUCAACACUUACAUAAAUUCAGGCAUUUGUUAACAAUGAUAAAAGUCAACAAUUACUAAAUAUUUCUGUUCGUGCCAAAAUUAUUUGAAACAAUCUGGAGUCGUAUAUAGGUACAAUCACAAUGCAUUGAAAACUGUCGUGUAUAAAUUUAAGGAAAAUACAUUUCUCGAAAGCUGGUUUUUACUGUCAUUUGUCAAGAGUUUUCAUUUGAAAGUGCAUGUUAUAGGAAUGUACAUAAUGCGGUAGAGUAGAUUUUGAGUACACACUAAACGCAUAUCUAUGUAAUAGUAGUUUUCAAAUGUAUAUUUAUUUGUUUCUCUACAUUCGGAAAAGAACUUUGCGAGGGGGGGGUUAGUACAUACUCUCAUUGUUAUAUAAGGUUGAUUUACCACUAUAUGUAUUUUUUCUCCCUAAAAAUUGUGAUAAACAUGUUUUUAGGGUUUUGAUAUACAGAAAAGUUGAAUAAAGGGUUGUUUUCAAUAACCGAAUACGUUGUAAUUGUAUUAGUAACCAAGUUUAUACAUUUGCGACUUUUUCUACCAUCUUACGGGAACGUACUUACCCAUGAGCUAAAAAAAAUUUAAGAUGAAUAUGUAUCUGAAACUUUCAACGAAUUUAAGUCUCGCCAUUCUUGACUUGGAAACUUUUAUAUGAAGACUAAUUAAAUCUCACUUUCCUCAGUCACAGACUUGGAUCGCCAAGCCGAAAAAGGAUGACAUAAUAUAAUAAAUCGGUAUACAUUAUUAUUAAUAGUGACACAUGUAUAAUAAACAAUAUUCUACCAUAAGUAACAAACUAGGACUUGUUAAUAUUAUACUAUGUAUCAAUGUACUAAGUUUUUUUUUUCAUAUAGUUGUUGUAUUCAACUAGUGCGAUUUUAUAUCAAAACAUUGGAAUCUGUAAGCUUACACAAUAAUGGUGCUUCAAAUUUUAGUGUCACAUUCUAUCUGAGAUUUUUUUGUGAACUCUUUCCACGUUGAUCGUGUUUUUGCUCACACACCGGCUAGUCUUGUGUUGUACCCGUUCAACAAAUUUUUAGAAUAUUCCAAUUGAUUGAGCAAGUCCUGCAUACAUGUGCAGAGUAGUCGCCCCCAUGAACAAAGUUGUAACAGCUUUGAUGAAAAGAGAUGACCAGGGUCCAGCCAGCAGAA
Messenger RNA from Neodiprion virginianus, 3953 nucleotides. RefSeq names its product DDB1- and CUL4-associated factor 8-like. Bases 299 to 2536 code for a protein of 745 amino acids. The transcript has 15 exons. Gene Ontology annotation, cellular component: Cul4-RING E3 ubiquitin ligase complex; cytoplasm. NCBI's taxonomy places the organism in Eukaryota, Metazoa, Arthropoda, Insecta, Hymenoptera, Diprionidae. The record is from RefSeq and is a predicted model, not a curated record. Gene Ontology annotation, molecular function: protein binding.